Trichomycterus rosablanca is the source of this 1650-nucleotide messenger RNA. It is a transcript of the gene xkr7a, whose product is annotated as XK related 7a. Gene Ontology annotation, biological process: phosphatidylserine exposure on apoptotic cell surface; apoptotic process involved in development; engulfment of apoptotic cell. Lineage: Eukaryota; Metazoa; Chordata; Actinopteri; Siluriformes; Trichomycteridae. The record is from RefSeq and is a predicted model, not a curated record. The coding region runs from base 1 to 1623 and encodes 540 amino acids. Gene Ontology annotation, cellular component: plasma membrane. The transcript is spliced from 3 exons.
AUGGCCGCGAAGUCGGAUGGGGCGGCAGUGUCGUUACACAACGACAGCCAGGCUGUGAGUGCUCGCAGUCCGGGGGUGAACUCGCCGCGGGACCGCUACUCGCUCCUGGACUGCUGCUGGACUCUCGGUGCGCUGUUUGUCUUCUUCUCAGACGGAGCAUCCGACCUGUGGCUGGCCGCCGACUACUACCUGCGGCGGAAUUACCUCUGGUUCGCGCUGACUCUCGCCUUCGUGGUGGUGCCGUCCAUAGUGGUGCAGGUGCUGAGCUUCCGCUGGUUCGCCUACGACUACUCGGAGUCGGGCAGCGCCGGUUCAGCCGCGGCUGCAGUGGUGGCAGCGUCCGGGGCUCAGAGGCGCUUCAGCACCGCGGACAGCAGCGUGAAGAACUGCUGCUGCAGAGCCUGCGCCUGGCUCUUCCACAGCAUCGUUCACAUCCUUCAGCUGGCUCAGGUCUGGAGGUAUGUCCAUGCGCUGUAUCUGGGGGUCCAAAGCAAAUGGCGAGGGGAUCACGGCCGCAAACACUUCUACUGGCGCUUGAUGUUUGAAAGCGCAGAUAUCAGCAUGCUGCGGCUGUUGGAGACAUUCAUAAAAAGCGCUCCUCAACUUGUCCUGCAGCUCAGCAUCAUGGUCCAGGCCAGCCAGGUCCUUCCUUUACAAGGCCUAUCUACAUCUGCCUCACUGGUGUCUCUUGCCUGGAUGAUGGCGUCCUAUCAGAAAACUCUGCGGGACUCCCGAGAUGACAAGAUGCCCAUGUCUUACAAAGCAGUGGUGGUGCAAAUACUCUGGCAUUUGUUUACAGUCGGGGCACGUGCUAUAGCUUUUGCUCUAUUCGCAUCUAUUUUCCAGCUCUACUUUGGAAUCUUCAUUGUUGCCCACUGGUGUGCAAUGACCUUCUGGAUCAUCCAAGGCGAGACCGACUUCUGCAUGUCCAAGUGGGAAGAGAUCAUCUAUAACAUGAUGGUGGGCAUCAUUUAUGUGUUCUGCUGGUUCAGCGUGCGCGAGGGACCCACACGGUGCCGUCUGCUUUUCUACACCCUUAUAGUGCUGGCUGAGAAUGUGGCCCUCACUACGGCAUGGUAUUUGUACCGCGGCUCACACACCUCUGAUUUUUAUGCAGUGGUGAUUGUCUGUAUUGUGGCCUGUAGCUAUGCCCUGGGUACCUUCUUUAUGUUUGUCUACUACUGCCUGUUGCACCCAGAUGGCCCUGUGACAGCUGCCCAUCUAGGAUGUGGUACGAUGGAAGGGGGCGCUGUGUCAGAGGCUUGUCUCUCAACAGCAACUUCCGCUCCAGCUCCAGAUGUUGUAAGCAGCCCACCCAGGACAUUGCAGAGGACUAAAGGUGGAGAGCAGGAACUAGGAGGAGAGGGGGUUGAUGUGUUUCAGGUGCGCCCUUCUGCUGGUUUAAGAACUCCUGCACCCCGCCUUACUCCAAAGACAGAGGGGCCGGUUAUUCGCAUUGACCUGCCAAGAAAGAAAUACCCAGCCUGGGACGCCCAUUUUAUUGACCGCAGGCUGCGCAAGACCAUCUUAGUUUUAGAAGGUGCAGCACCGGGGACUCCAAGAAUCCAGUACCGCUGCCUGGGCACACCAAAAGAGGUGAUGGAAUAUGAGACGACGGUGUGAACACCACCACCACUUCAACAUGAGUGG